Myxocyprinus asiaticus (Chinese sucker) is the source of this 1788-nucleotide messenger RNA. RefSeq names its product GTPase IMAP family member 7-like. Gene Ontology annotation, molecular function: GTP binding. NCBI's taxonomy places the organism in Eukaryota, Metazoa, Chordata, Actinopteri, Cypriniformes, Catostomidae. The transcript is spliced from 4 exons. The record is from RefSeq and is a predicted model, not a curated record. Bases 227 to 1279 code for a protein of 350 amino acids.
GAAAGUGUUUGCAUAGCACACUUUAAAGAAAUACCUCUAAAAGAGGUGUGUUUCAGAGAAAGAGGAUGAAAGAGGAGGAGGGUGACCCAGCAGCAUCACAUGUUUGGGCAGAGCUACGCUGGUGGAACAGCAGGACAAACAAGAAGUGCAGAGGAAUACAGAGCAAGCCAGCUCACAAGCACACAUUUCAGCUGGGAGAUCAGUCUCUCAUUCUAAGGUGCAGACUAUGGAGGGAAGUACGGCACAGGAUGAAAUUCACCAGGAAGAGAAAGAAAGAGCAGGGAGCAGUGAAGGAGAGCAAACAGACCCAAAGGAAAGAGUGGUUCUAGAGUUGAGACUAGUGCUGCUCGGCUCAGCUGGUUCUGCGAAAAGCACUGUGGUUGAUGCCAUUCUGGGCGGCCCGAAAUCUGAAUCUGACUGCAGUUCAGGGCCUGAGACACCCGCCGCUACUGACUGUCAGAAGAGACAUGUGAAUGUGUCAGGACGACAGGUGGCUGUAGUAGACACACCCGACUGUCUGUGUGUUGAGCGCCCAGCUGAGGAAGUCCGCCGUCAGUUCUCUGUCUGCGCGGCUUUAUCGGUCCCGGGGCCCCACGCUUUCCUGCUCUGUGUCCCAGUCCACCGUCCCAGCAACUUGGAGCUCCAGAUUUUGGAGACCAUAGAGAAGGUGUUUGGCCCUAAAGCUGUUAGUAAACACGCAAUGGUGCUCUUCACACGAAUGGAGAGGCUGCCUGAGGAUGUGUCUCUGGAUGAGUAUCUCGAUACACAGCGAGCAGACUUACUGGAGCUCGUACAGAAGUGUGAGGGCCGACAAUACCCUCUGUGGCUGGGAACAAACGCAGAGGAGCUGUUGGAAAAGGUGGAGCAGAUGUUGAAAGAAAGCGGGACACCAUUCUACACCUGUCCUCUGUUACAGGAGGCAAAGAGGAGAGUGGGAGAGAAAGAGCAGGAGAUCUUGAGGAGUAGAAGAGAAGGAGGAGAGCACAAUUCAUCCUCAGACAUGGAGAGAAUAAGGGAGGAAGCGGAGAGGAGUGUGGACGAUCUGGUGGUGGAGGGGAUCGCUGAUCUUUGCCUCUCCACUCCGAACCCUUCAUUCUUACGCUGGUUGUGGGACAGUGUGGUCGGGUGGCUCCUUUGGUUCCCGAAUAUGGUUCGGGGCAGUACUUUACUAGGGUCGUUUGUAGGGUUGUUUGUCGGGGGGCCCUUAGGGGGGGCCAUGGGAGCAACGGUGGGAUCUGUUGCUACGGAGAUGGGUAGACGGAAACGAAAAACAAAUUAAAUUUAGAAACUCAGCAACAUUCUUUCCUUGAUAAGUCAUUAACAUGCAUUAUGUAAUGCUUAACAGAUCAGGAGUUCUUGUACACUUAAAUAUGAAUAAAUGAAAAUAGAAGUUUUUUUUCUUUUUUUUUUUUGUACCUGUAAAUAAAUGGAAACUUUUAGGACAUUUUAAACAAAGGAAAGUGAAGAAGAAAUAUUUACAUUAAGAGGAAAUAAUUGCCCCUUGGAUUUGAUUUCCAGGCGAUUUUUGUUUUACAUUUAUGAGGGUAUUUAUUCUAAACCUAUUACAAAACUCUGUGUCAAGAGUCCUUUAAUUCAAAUACUUGAGUUUAAUCAAUUCAUUAACAUAAGUUCUCAAUCUGAACAAUUAGACUGAGAAAUGAUUACCUUGUACCCAUCAAAUUAAAUCAAUAGUAAAUCAUAAUUUGUGUGAUAAUAUGUAUAAUUAAGGUUAAAAUAGAAUAUUAAGAACUAUAUCAGAUGUUAAAAAUAAAAAGUUUUUUGCCCAUA